Messenger RNA from Meloidogyne enterolobii, 909 nucleotides. NCBI's taxonomy places the organism in Eukaryota, Metazoa, Nematoda, Chromadorea, Rhabditida, Meloidogynidae. The record is from the annotation of a GenBank genome assembly.
AUGGAUUUGCUCACGAAGAACAGAGGGAUCCAGCUGGACUUCACCGUCACCGGGAAUCUGAUGGAAUGCUUGACGGACGCUGGAGUAAAAGGAACGAAUGAGCUGCACGAUGAGAGGGUCGGCGACGAGAAUAUGUUUCCGUACACCUUCAGUCUGCAGGAAGGACGUCUUGUCGAUUUGCUAGAUAAAGGACCUAAGACAGGUGCUCCCAUUGGGUGUUCGGUAGAAUGUAAGAGUGAAGGAGCAAAAGGCCGUUAUGGACAAUGCCUGCUAUCGACCGAGUUCGCUGUUGCUUUUGGACGAAGGGGAGACAAGAUGCUCUACAACAUGCACAUCCUUGGUGAGCCGAGAAUCUGGUACUGCGCUUCUGCAACAAAAAUGCCCGAAAGCACCGCGUCUAUCACAGUCAACUUCGAUCAAAAGUUCAAAGGAUGGCAGGUUCCGUCUAAGCACGGUUGCGGAAGCCAGAGCGCAUUGGACUACGACAGGAUAGCUCAAUCUAACAUCUACUGCACCAAUCCUGAUGUUCUUCGCAAGGCUGAGGAGUGGGAGAUCAAGGACGAGGCGCAUAAGGACGAGUUCAAAUAUCUCUUCACGCUGAACGUUCUGCCACUGAAGGUUGUGCCCGCCCAUAGUGUCAAGAUGCAAGCGCUCGACCCCGGCAAAAGGAUUGAUGGGAACAAAUUUCCAAAGUGCGAGCUGUCCCUCAGACUGAGUGGUAACUGGUUCAAAUUGCUUGGUGGUAGUGCUCCUCCUGGUUCAAAGCCGACAUCUGAUCCCGCUGGAAGCACUGGUCCUGAUGAAAGCACUGCUCCUGUUGAAACUACAACUACUGCACCACCAUCUGAAGCUUCCGGCAGUAACUUGGGUCUCAUCAUUGGCAUCGUCAUCGCCGUUGUAGUCCUGUGA